UCUCAUGACGUCACUUCCUCUUUUCCCUCCUUUCUCCGAGCUUCUGUCGACUGUGUGACACGCGUGUUUACACUCUCCCAGAUGAAGGAGUCGAUAAUGAACCAGGAGAAGCUCGCCAAACUGCAGGCGCAGGUCCGCAUAGGCGGCAAGGGGUCAGCCCGCAGAAAGAAGAAGGUUGUGCACAGAACAGCAACAGCAGACGACAAGAAGCUGCAGUUUUCUCUGAAGAAGCUGGGAGUCAACAACAUCUCUGGUAUUGAAGAGGUUAACAUGUUCACAAACCAGGGGACAGUGAUCCACUUCAACAACCCAAAAGUUCAAGCCUCCCUGGCUGCCAACACUUUUACAAUCACAGGACACGCUGAGAACAAACAGCUCACAGAGAUGCUCCCAGGAAUCCUAAACCAGCUUGGAGCCGAUAGUCUUACCAGCCUUAGGAGAUUAGCGGAGACUCUGCCCAAACCAGCCAGCGAGAACAAAGCCCCCAUGGUUGCUGCUGAAGAGGAGGAUGAUGAAGUUCCAGAUCUUGUCGAAAACUUUGAUGAGGCUUCAAAGAACGAGGCCAACUAAAAUAAAGAACACCAGCAAAUGUUUCAGAGUUCCUCUUUACUCACCAUAAUUUGGCACAGCCGCAUUUUAUUCAUCUGUUAUUGCUCUGCGGCUACAAAGAAAAGUUGCUUUUUAAUUGUAACUGUAACAAGUGGACAAAAAUCAACUUUUUUUUAAUAGAAACCGUUACGUACACUUCCAUCUUGCUAUGCAGUGCACGUAAUAUUAUUUAAUGCAGUGGAAUGUGCAAACCCUUCUCUUUCUGACGCUGCCUCUCCUGUGUUGUGAUGCCACACGUCAAAAAUGUUAUCAGUGGAAUAAUAAAGAUUACAGUUACAUUUCUCA
This is a messenger RNA of Acanthochromis polyacanthus (spiny chromis), 894 nucleotides long. Its product is annotated as transcription factor BTF3-like. Bases 82 to 570 code for a protein of 162 amino acids. Gene Ontology annotation, cellular component: nascent polypeptide-associated complex; cytosol. The record is from RefSeq and is a predicted model, not a curated record. Lineage: Eukaryota; Metazoa; Chordata; Actinopteri; Pomacentridae. The transcript is spliced from 6 exons.